AUGCAUAAUAUUAGACUCGUCGUUAGGAAAGCUGAAGGCGUCGUAGCCUUGAAUUCACCUGUUUUGUCUUUGCACACAGGAGGACAACCUCAUAAAAGGAGAAGAACAUCUGAACCGCUUGAAAUAGAAGGCCGCUUGGAGUCAUUGAUUUGUAGAGUUGGAGAGAAGAGCUCAUCAUCACUGGAAAGUAACUUGGAGGGCCUUGCUGGUGUCUUGGAAGCUGAUCUACCGAACUAUAAAAGCAUUAUCUUAAGAAUCCUCUGUUCCGUUGCUCGCAGUUUGCCAGAGAAAAUGACCGUUUACAGUACUUUAGUGGGGUUGCUGAAUGCUCGAAACUACAACUUCGGUGGGGAAUUUGUAGAAGCCAUGAUUCGUCAGCUCAAGGAAACUAUAAAAUCCAAUUUGUAUACAGAAGCUACUUACAUUGUACGCUUCCUGUCUGAUCUUGUGAAUUGCCAUGUUAUUGCAGCACCUUCUAUGGUUGCAAUGUUUGAAAACUUUGUUGGGGUCACCCAGGAAGAAGAUCUACCUCAGGUCCGUUCUGACUGGUAUGUGUUUGCUGUCCUCUCCUCCUUACCCUGGGUUGGAAAAGAGCUUUAUGAGAAGAAGGAUGUUGAGAUGGACCGCAUUUUGUCACAGAUUGAAAGUUACCUCAAACCACGUCAAAAAAUUCACGUGUCUAUGUUACAAAUAUGGUCUGCAGAUAAACCUCACCCACAGGAGGAGUACUUGGAUUGCCUGUGGGCACAGGUUCAAAAGCUGAAGAAGGAUCGCUGGCAAGAGAGGCACAUCCUACGUCCAUACCUUGCUUUUGACAGCAUACUUUGUGAAGCCCUGCAACAUAACCUCCCUCCGUUCACACCCCCACCUCACACAGAGGAUUCAGUCUAUCCAAUACCUAGGGUUAUUUUCAGGAUGUUUGAUUACACAGAUGCACCAGAGGGUCCAGUGAUGCCUGGAACUCAUUCUGUUGAGCGAUUUGUUAUAGAAGAAAACCUGCACUGUAUUGUUAAGUCACACUGGAAAGAGCGGAAAAAUUGUGCUGCACAGCUACUCAGCUAUCCAGGCAAAAAUAAGAUUCCGUUAAAUUAUCAUAUUGUUGAGGUCAUCUUUGGAGAAUUGUUUCAGCUUCCCAUGCCUCCACAUAUUGAUGUUAUGUAUACAACACUGUUAAUUGAACUUUGCAAACUGCAGCCUGGAUCUUUGCCACAAGUGCUUGCUCAAGCCACAGAGAUGCUUUAUACACGAUUAGACACGAUGAAUGCAACUUGUGUGGACAGGUUCAUAAAUUGGUUUUCGCACCAUCUAAGUAAUUUUCAGUUCCGAUGGAAUUGGGAAGAUUGGUCUGACUGUCUUGCUCAAGAUCUAGAUAGACCUAAACCACAGUUUGUUCGUGAAGUUUUAGAGAAGUGCAUGAGGCUUUCUUACCAUCAGCGGAUAUUGGAUAUCGUACCCUCGUCAUUUUCUGCCUUGUACCCAGCAGAGCCCAAGUGCAUUAAUAAAUAUGGGGAUGAGAGUAGCAGUGCUCUACCUGGAUAUGCAGUUGCUGUGACUUUAACAACUUCCAUCAAAAAUAAGGCCAUGAAUGAUGAUAUUUUUAAUAUUUUAAAAGAUUUACCAAAUCCAAAUCAAGAUGAUGAUGAUGAUGAAGGAAUCAGCUUUAAUCCACUUAAAAUAGAAGUUUUUAUGCAGUGCCUGCUGAACCUGGCUUGUAAAUCUUUCAGUCAUUCAUUUAGCGCACUUGCAAAAUUUCAUGACGUAAUAAAAGCACUAACUGACAGUGAAGAAGGGAAGAUUCAUAUUCUGAGAGUUGUUUAUGAUGUCUGGAAAAACCAUCCCCAGAUGAUUACCGUUCUUGUAGAUAAGCUUAUACGGACCCAGAUUGUUGACUGUGCUGCUGUAGCCAAUUGGAUUUUUUCACCUGAGUUAUCCAAUGAGUUUACAAGAUUGUACAUUUGGGAAACGUUGCAUUCUACAAUUAGGAAAAUGAACAAACAUGUUCAGAGAAUUCAGAAGGAGUUAGAAGAUACAAAACAAAGAUUGGCCAAGCAACACAAACGUGUAUGUAAUCUAGAGAGCAAAAGAGACACUGAUGACGACAGUGGAAGGGAGGAUGGGCCCCUGGAGGAACAAAUAGAGCGCCUACAAGAAAAAGUGGAGUCUGCUCAAAGUGAACAGAAGAAUCUUUUCCUUGUCAUUUUCCAGCGCUUUAUCAUGAUUCUGACAGAGCACUUAGUACGCUGUGAAACUGGAGGCAUUGAUGUGAUCACUCCAUGGUACAAGAACUGUAUAGAAAGGCUUCAGCAAAUCUUCCUACAACAUCAUCAGAUAAUCCAGCAGUACAUGGUGACACUGGAAAAUUUGUUGUUCACAGCAGAAUUGGACCAUCAUAUCCUGAAAGUCUUCCAGCAGUUCUGUGCACUACAGGCUUAA
Molecule: messenger RNA, 2433 nt
Organism: Staurois parvus
Lineage: Eukaryota; Metazoa; Chordata; Amphibia; Anura; Ranidae
Source: the annotation of a GenBank genome assembly